CUCCAGAUCACGCCAAAAAUAGCAAAACCGUAUCAGAACCAAUCCUCAGCCGUUGGAUCUCUCCCUCGAUCUUAUCUAAAUACAUCACCGCCGCUGACGGCAUCACUCGCAACUUAAUAUCCUACCCCAAAUAAUUCAUCCUCGCCGUCUGAGUCGGAGUUCGGUUUGUUUGAUCCACAAAACACGAACUCGCAACUAAUUUGUCUAUUUUUAGACAAACCAUGGUUAAGUGUCUAGUCAGCUAACUCAACCUCGGUUAGUUGCCCCUAUAAAGGCUGGACUAUGUACGGUGCUGCGGAGAGAUCAAUCACUCAAUAGUAGUUCUCAGAGGCAGAGACGGAGAAAGAAUUCCGUACAGAAAGAUAAGAUGGCGACCGAUUCAUACGAGGAGGCCAUUGCAGGACUCAAGGACCUUCUGAGUAAGAAAGGGGAGCUGGGGGACGUUGCCGCCGCAAAGAUCAAGAAUUUAACUGCAGAGCUAGAGGCAACUGCUGCCAGUAAUUUCGACCCGGUUGAAAGAGUCAAAACCGGAUUCGCUCAAUUCAAGACGGAAAAAUUCGAGAAAAAUCCUGACUUGUAUGGAGAACUUGCCAAAGGCCAGAGCCCCAAGUUUAUGGUAUUUGCCUGCUCAGACUCUCGUGUCUGCCCUUCCCAUAUCUUGGAUUUCCAACCUGGGGAGGCCUUUAUGGUCAGAAACAUCGCCAAUAUGGUUCCUCCAUAUGACCAGACAAAGAAAUACUCCGGAGUGGGGGCGGCAAUUGAAUAUGCAGUAUUACAUCUAAAGGUUGAAAACAUCCUUGUCAUUGGACACAGUUGCUGUGGAGGGAUAAAGGGCCUCAUGUCCAUUCCAGAGGACGGGACCACUGCUAGUGAUUUCAUAGAGAAUUGGGUCAAGAUCUGUAUGGCCGCCAAGUCCAAGGUGAAAAACGAGUAUAAAGACUUAGAGUUCGCAGAACAGUGCAAGAAUUGUGAAAAGGAGGCCGUGAACGUAUCGCUGGGCAAUCUAUUAACGUAUCCAUUUGUGAGAGCGGGCGUGAUGAAUAGAACCCUAUCACUAAAGGGAGCACACUACGACUUUGUCAAUGGCUCCUUGGAAAUUUGGAACCUAGACUUCGGCGUCACCGCUUCUCAAUCUGCAUGACCAUAUAUAUAUAUCCACGUUCUUUUCUUAGUCUUCUUUUCAUAAAAGCUGUUUUGCUGCAGUCCAAGCCAAGCCCCGUCUGCCAUCUACCUGUCCAAAUAAUGCCAGCCGAUCGACGACUCGUCGGCUCUGGCACAUUUACGUGUAAGUCUAUACUUAAAAAAAAAAAUCUGCUUUUGUAAAAUUUCUAAGUUUGAUGUUUGGUGCUCUCAACUCUUGCUUGUACUUGAACCAAGCAACUCAUUUUAUAAAUUUCAUUUGACCAAGUUAAUUAUGACUUGAUUAAUCAAUACAGCCUUAAUUUAUUCAAAA
Molecule: messenger RNA, 1453 nt
Organism: Diospyros lotus (date-plum)
Lineage: Eukaryota; Viridiplantae; Streptophyta; Magnoliopsida; Ericales; Ebenaceae
Product: carbonic anhydrase 2-like
Exons: 9
Coding region: 368-1141 (257 amino acids)
Biological process (GO): carbon utilization
Molecular function (GO): zinc ion binding; carbonate dehydratase activity
Source: RefSeq, a predicted model, not a curated record